Messenger RNA from Colletotrichum navitas, 2898 nucleotides. RefSeq names its product glycosyl hydrolase family 3 N terminal domain-containing protein. The coding region runs from base 399 to 2822 and encodes 807 amino acids. The transcript is spliced from 2 exons. NCBI's taxonomy places the organism in Eukaryota, Fungi, Ascomycota, Sordariomycetes, Glomerellales, Glomerellaceae. Gene Ontology annotation, cellular component: plant-type cell wall. Gene Ontology annotation, molecular function: alpha-L-arabinofuranosidase activity; xylan 1,4-beta-xylosidase activity. Gene Ontology annotation, biological process: xylan catabolic process; arabinan catabolic process. The record is from RefSeq and is a predicted model, not a curated record.
CUUUGCAGUCAGCGUGGGAGCAGCUCGUUUGGAGGCCCAAGACUUGACAUCGCCAUGGCUUUCCUUUCUCCAACCGUUUUGACGGCCUUCUCACUCUUAGCAGGGGCUCAGGCCGCCUCUUUCGUUUGCUCCGAAGACAGCUCCUCGUCGUAUACGGCCACCAAAGACUAUGCGGGAUGCUUCAAAGGCGGCGGUGGUUUCUUCAACAAAGGGAAGCUGUAUUCCAUCGCCAUGACCCCCCAGGUUUGCUCCGACUACUGCGGAGAGAGAGGGUUUGCCUACGGGGCGAUCUCUUCGGGAACGUGAGUUAGUCCGGACACGCCUUCGCGAGUGAAAUAAGAGACAAGUGAAGGGCUGAACUAGGUUGUGUCAACAGUCAAUGCCUGUGUGGAUCGAGCAUGAGCGACGCGCCUGCUACGUCCGAUGAUAAGUGUAACACGGAAUGCCCCACUGAUCCUUCGCUCAUGUGCGGAUCGUCCGGCUACGUGUCUGUGUAUAAAAUCACAAACCCUGGAAGCCGUGAUGCAUCCGCCGUUCCUGUUCCGCCCGCCUGUCAAACCUACCCGCUCUGCGAGCACCCCGUCUGCGAUGUUUCGAAGAGUAUCUCCGAACGGGUUGCGUCGCUCGUGGACGACAUGAGCGUGGAGGAGAAGGUUCGUAAUCUCGUCGAUGCCUCCGCCGGCGUCAAGUCGCUGGGGCUCCCACCUCACGCCUGGUGGAACGAGGGCCUUCACGGGGUUGGCUUUUCCCCUGGCGUGCUGUUCGCAGGAGACUCGGAGCCCUUCGGUCACGCCACGAGCUUUCCCUUGCCGAUUCUGACGGCGGCAAGUUUCGACGACGACCUCUUCAAUGCAAUCGGCCAGGUCAUCGGCAAGGAGGGUCGCGCUUUCAGCAACUACGGCUAUGCAGGCUUCAACUUCUGGACGCCCAACAUGAACGCGUUCCGGGAUCCCCGAUGGGGCCGAGGCCAAGAGACCCCGGGGGAAGACGUUCUGGUCGUCUCCAAUUACGUCCAGAGCUAUGUCACGGGCCUGCAGGGCGGCGAUCCCACCGACAAGGUCAUCAUCGCUGCUUGCAAGCACUUCGCUGCCUACGACAUCGAAACUGCCCGGCGUGCCAACAACUACAAUCCCACUCAGCAAGACCUGCAGGAUUACUACCUGCCCGCCUUCAGACGCUGUGUGCGAGACAGCCAUGUCGGCAGCGUCAUGUGCUCCUACAACAGUGUCGACGGAAUCCCGGCAUGCAGCAGCGAGUAUUUGUUGAAGGAGGUCCUCAGAGAUACCUGGGGCUUCACCGACGACUAUCAGUUUGUCGUGUCCGACUGCGGCGCGGUGACGGACGUGUGGCUUCUGCACAACUUCACCGACACGGAGCAGGACGCAGCCUCCGUCUCGAUGGCUGCUGGCACAGAUCUAGAGUGUGGUUCCUCCUACCUCCACCUCAACGGCUCCCUGGCCGACAACCAGGUCACGCAGGAACGCGUUGACGAGGCUCUGACGCGCCUGUACAAGGCACUCUUCACCGUGGGAUAUUUCGAUGGCAGUAGCCAUGGCUCACUGGGCUGGUCUGACGUGUCGACCGUCGAUGCGCAGCAGAUUGCCUAUCAGGCUGCUCGCGCGGGGAUGACCCUCCUCAAGAAUGACGGUGUCCUUCCGCUCGCCAACGACAAAUACAAGUCCGUCGCCCUCAUCGGGCCCUUCGCCAACGCCACGACGCAGAUGCAAGGGAACUACUUGGGGAGAGCACCCUUCGUGCGGAGCCCUCUCUGGGCUUUCACGCAGCAGAGCAGCCUGCAAGUCAACUAUGCAGCGGGCACCGACAUCAACAGCACCAGCGACAGCGGCUUCGCGGAAGCACUGGCUGCCGCCAAGGAUUCCGACCUUGUCAUCUUCUGCGGUGGAAUCGACACCACUAUCGAGGCGGAGGCGCGUGACCGUGUGUCCAUCACCUGGCCAGGAAACCAACUCGAUCUCAUCAGUCAACUAUCGAUGCUAGGCAAGCCCCUGGUCGUUGCUCAGUUCGGCGGUGGACAGGUCGAUGACACUGCCCUGGUGAACAACGCCAACGUGAAUGCCCUGUUCUGGGCAGGGCUGCCAGGCCAGGCCGGAGGCUUGGCCCUGCAUGAUCUCGUCGUCGGCAAGGCGUCCUUUGCUGGCCGAUUGCCAACCACGCAGUACCCUGCCAGCUACACCGAUUGUGUUAGCAUCUUCAACAUCAACCUCCAACCAAACGGGACGUUUCCGGGAAGGACCUACAAGUGGUUCACCGGCGAGCCUGUAUUCCCUUUCGGGUUCGGUCUGCACUACACCAAGUUCGAUUUUACCUGGAAGGACACAUUAGAGCCUACAUAUGAUAUUUCCAACAUCAUUUCCUGGGCACGGUCCCAGACCGAUGGACACGUCACAGACACCACGUCUUUCACGUCAGUCAAUGUGACUGUCGAAAACGUGGGCAAUGUCAGAUCUGACUACGUCGGUCUUCUCUUCCUCUCGAGCAAGAACGCCGGCCCCGUACCGCGGCCGAACAAGUCGCUUGUGUCAUACUCGCGGGCUCGCGACGUCGAGGCUGGUGCCAGCGACCAGCUCACGCUGAAAUUAACCCUCGGCUCGUUCGCCAGAUCAGACUCCCACGGAAACCUGACGAUCUUCCCCGGUGACUAUACCUUAGAGCUGGACAACGACAAAUCUUUGGUCUUUGACUUCACUCUCACCGGCGAGCCUGUUGUGAUCGACUCCCUGCCUGUCCCAAAGGCUAGCUACGAUUUCGCUGUGCCGGUCCACAUCCAGCCUCCGUCCGACAGGCCAUUGGGUCCAGCCUAAGUACGAAGCUGCCAGAAGUAGCUGUAGAUUGCUGAGACCCUUCAGGAUAUGCACUGGGGGUCGCAUUAGCAGCGGC